AUGAAAAUCUUUCCCUUCAUUUUUACUGGCCUGAUUCUUCUUUUUCAACUUUUUCCAGCCAGGGAAGGAGCUUACCGAAGAAUCCGCUGUAUCAGAAUGGCCGGCCGCUGCGAGGUGGAAUGUCUGACCUUCGAAGUGAGGAUCGGGGGCUGCAGGUCUGACCUGACACCCUUCUGCUGUAAGAAAAGAGCGUACUUGAAAAGCUAA
Messenger RNA from Dipodomys spectabilis (banner-tailed kangaroo rat), 207 nucleotides. RefSeq names its product beta-defensin 107A-like. The coding region runs from base 1 to 207 and encodes 68 amino acids. Gene Ontology annotation, cellular component: extracellular region. The transcript is spliced from 2 exons. Gene Ontology annotation, biological process: innate immune response. Lineage: Eukaryota; Metazoa; Chordata; Mammalia; Rodentia; Heteromyidae. The record is from RefSeq and is a predicted model, not a curated record.